This is a messenger RNA of Chaetomium fimeti, 5230 nucleotides long. Its product is annotated as putative death-receptor fusion protein-domain-containing protein. The transcript is spliced from 9 exons. Bases 225 to 4970 code for a protein of 1581 amino acids. Gene Ontology annotation, biological process: tRNA methylation. Gene Ontology annotation, cellular component: cytosol. The record is from RefSeq and is a predicted model, not a curated record. Lineage: Eukaryota; Fungi; Ascomycota; Sordariomycetes; Sordariales; Chaetomiaceae.
CAAGUCGGCCCAGCAUAUUAGGCAGAGAGGUACGAAACGGUGACGAUCGAAAGGUUUCAGUGGAAAUCUGAUUUCUAACUGCUGGUUCCUUUGCUACCUUUUUCGUUUACUUCUUUUUUCUCUCCCUGUGUUACUCGGAAUCUUUCAACCCCUGUUGAAGCCACCCAACAAUUUAGCCCCUCCUUCUUUUGGAGCUGUGGGAGGAGGAAUCGCCAAGCAUCGAGAUGGCUCAAGAAAACACUCCGACUAAAACAGAGACAAAGGAUCCUCUGGCUGACUUGAAGCCCGAUGUUUUCGAGAAUGCAAAUACCAUCACGAAAUGGCUGUUGAGUCAAGAUAAAGAUGCCCAGCCUCAGUUGGCUCAAGUUAUUUUCCAGAAAUUGCUUCAAGAAGCCUCUCAGUCGAGGCAAUAUCAUGGCAACGGCCAUGCUUGCGUCAAGCUUUGCAGCUUUGUUCAGCAGUGUGCCAAGUCGAGCGACGAGGCAUUGAGGCAAUGGGCUUUCACGGAAACUCUGUCGAAAAAGCUGUUCCACUUCUACUUGGAAUGGUAUGAGCACGACCCUCACCGGGCUCUGCGCCUAGUGCUGGAUGUUCUCGUGGCAUCAUCAGCAUCGAACCCUUGCCCCGAAACGGGAAGGGCUGUGAGGGAUCACAUACUUGAGACCCUCGUCUCCAUCGUUGCCCGGAAGUCUGCGCAGCAGUUGACAAAAUCAGGCUUGCAGUGCCUUGACCACUUCCUAAACAAACGAGUGGUGAAUCUCACAGACAUUGCCGCUCAGUACAAGCACGUUGAUCCGUCCGUGGCGGGCUUGCCCCCUCUCUCAUUGUGGAGAUCCUUCACCUUUCACCUCUUCUCUUGGAUGGAACUUACUUAUGCCUGCCCUCUGGCUGGAAAAUGUCUUGUUCACAUAUUCCGAGGCUUAAACGCAGCAGCACCGGAUAAAGCAGUUGCAGAGCCAGUUGGCUUCACUCUCGAGGUUUGGCGGCAGUGGCUUCAGGACGCCUUGGCCCAAAACUCCGAGGUCUUAGAAGACAUCAAGAAUUACGUGCUUGCCCAAAUGUUCAAAACAGAACGGGAUGCUUCUCUUAGGCUGCUCGAAAUAUUCAGCCAGAGUCAGCCUUUGGGUCUCAUUGACCGUGACCUGAGCGAUCAGGGGCUCCUGCUCCAGUUGGCCGCUCUCGAACUCGGGAAAAAACAUGGCAUGGUCGAGGAACCAAGCGGCAGCGACGACACCCCACAACCAACAGCAAAAAAGGUUGUCCUCCAAGGGGCCCUAUUGGACAAACUACUUGCACACCCUUCUGUGUCUGUCCGAUCCAGCGCCUUCUCACUGCUCGUCUCAUCCCAAGCAACGACCAAACCGUUCUCUGAAGCGGCUUUUAGCCUCUUGAAGAAACAUCUUGCAGCCUUCCACGCGGAUUAUGAUGCCAAGGUCCGUAACGAGGUACUUGGUCAUACCAAGAACCUCAUCAAGAGGGCCAAGAACAUUAUCACCGUUGCUCAAAGGAGCCUUUCUUCUCAUCAGUCUAUUGGGGAUGGGGUUCGCACCAACCCCAAGAAGUUCGGUCCCGAGGUUGCCCUCAAAAAUGCUUCCGAGGCAAAACAGGUACUUGAUGACCACGAAGCCUUCUUGAAGUGGUACAUGCGUUUCCUCAAAAACGAACUCCUGUCUACUACCUCAUACCAGCGGCACAUUACCGCCAUCAAAGCGGCACUCCUGCUUCUCAAAGUCGGGAAACAUGCGGGGGAUACUGAUGACAGCACCGAUGAGGACGUUGCGCAACUAAUCUCGUCCGACUUCACUUGGGUUCGCCUCUUACUUGAUCUUCUGCUUGACCCAUUCGACGACGUCAGGGACGGCGCGACCACACUUUUGAGCUUGCUUCCCCCCAGCGUAGCGGAAUCGAACUCAGCUGGCUCCAAAGAUCUACUCGCGGUGCUUAGAGAAUUUUGCGUGCGAGCUGGGAAACUAGCCGAUAGGACGGGGCGAGCAGACCACGGUGAUGGAGCUGCUCGCUCGCAGGGCCUUUUAUGCACUUGGCUUAGCAAACCAGACUCACAAAUUGCCCUCCUUUCGGAGAUCCUGGAGCGAGUCGAGUCUAAAAUAUCCAAGGCAGAGGACGACUUGGGUCACGCGGCUAUCGAAAGCCCAGUGCAUGCAGACUUUGCAGCAAUUAGCUACGUUUGGCAAGUUCUCGCGCAAGGGACGUUCCUGGAGAACCAGCUUGAUCUCAUUCAUCAUCAACAACGCCGCAUCUUCUUCUGCGCGCAGCAGAUAUGGUUUGUCGUCAAGCACGUCCUCUGUGACGACUCUCCAGAAGGCCAUUUACCAGAGGAACUAGAGGAUAUUGAGGGAUUAGACACCAAGGACCUGCUGAGCUAUAGCUUCCGAGCGGUUCAUGAGUCUAGCAACCUCUUGCGCCUCUUGGUGGGAACUCUCAGGCUGAAGAAUGUCCCUGGCGUGCCAUAUCCCCCGCUCGACGUGUUUAGAGAGACGGGUUACUUGACCUUUGAGCAACUCUCGAGUUUGCGCCACCGCGGCGCCUUCUCAACAGUGUCCUACACUUUCACAACAAGUUGUCAACUGACCCAACGCUUAAAGGACGUGUACUCGGACAUUGACGAGACAGAGGACUUGCUUCGCGAAUGGUACCGGGGGGCGAUCAGCUGCAUCAUGACACAAGCAUCAACGACCCGUCGGUCGGCUGGAAUCCCGUCUCUCAUCGCAGCGGUCCUCACAGCAAACGCAGCAUCGCCGUCCUUUGACGAGGUUUACGGAACCCUUGAAGAGAUUGGCAAGAAGGCUGUUUCGAUGGCCGAAACCGAUGGAUCCAACCUACCCCAAGUCCAUGCUCUCAAUUCGCUACGGGACAUAUUCAGGAGCUCACUCCUGAGCAAGAAGGCCGAAGGUUACUUGGCUCGAACGCUUCACCUCGCAGCAACCAGCCUGAAAUCCGAGGUCUGGGCCAUUCGAAACUGUGGUCUGCUUCUCCUGCGAAGCCUCAUCGACUGUCUGCUUGGAACCGGUGAAAGCAAAGCCUCCAUCGAAUCGGGCUGGGAUGGCCGCUCGGUCCGUAUUUCUUACAACAAAUAUCCGACACUGCCGGGCGUCAUCCUCGGGUUCUUGCGCUCCGCAGACGAAACACUCGAUCAGGCAUCGCAACCUGGGGCAGCCGAGGCAGUGUUCCCUGCCCUGGACAUCAUUCGACGUGCGGGCCCUCCCGAAGAGCUCCGCUCAGAGUUGCAAAAGCACAUCGAAGGGUACCUCGGUAGCCGUCUUUGGCAUGUCCGGGAGAUCGCGGCCAGAACACUGUGUUCUUUCCUGUUGCAACAAGAGUGGGCUCAAGAAAUUGGGCGGCUUCUCGAUGAAUCAGGAAGCAGUACCAACCGGGUACACGGGGCUCUUUUGACCGCGAGGUUUGUGGUUGAACGCAAAGCUGACUUGGGAGUGGAUCUUAAAUCAGCGUCAGAUUUGGCCUCGGUUGAGGCCCUUCUGGAGCAGCUUGCCCGGCGACAAGAGACUUUUAAGCGUUGCGAAGAGCUCCAAGCGGCCUACCUGGAGAUUCUAAACGUCCUCGCGGAUCUUGGCCUCCACGAACAGGUCGCAAAGAUUGUGCUUCCUCAGUUCGCCACCGCACAAACUGGCUCAUCAUCCGCUUUAUUGAAACUCCACACAUCGCUAAAGGUUGUCUAUGACGCAGCGGCAUCUGGCGACGUGGAAAGCCUCCGAGCGUCCUUUUUGAGGAUGCUUAGCAGCGACGUUAACACAGCGAGUAGGAUGCUAGAGACAAUCCCCGAAGCAUGGAGCCAAACGGACGACCUGGCUGUCCGUUCAAGCUUGCGAGACCUGUAUAUCGAAGCAUGCACAGCCUCCUCAGCCCCCGAAGUCCGAACCCAGGCAUUGGCCAACCUUGGCCCCCUGAUGGACGGCAUCCUUAGUCGAGGGCAAGUUUCAGAGCUGCCGACCACGGAGCGGCUCGAUGGACUCUGGCUCCAGCUGCAAAAGGGAGACAUCAACCCCGCCCUGUCAUGCGCCAUCAUCGAAACAAGUGGGACGAUCAUGGCAGCGCUCGUGUCUCACGGCGCGGGGAACGUCCCGAAUAUGGAGCAGCGAUUGGCGAGCUGGGGAGACAUGCUCAGCGAAUGCCUGGAUGUGGAUAAUCCUUUCGACACGCGAUACGCAGCAGCCUCCGCACUCAAGUCCUUCUUCAGCAGCGGCACCACCAAGCACCACGACUGGACGACCACCGCGCACCUGCCCGUCCUCUCAGCACUCUACGAUAGCCUGAUCGACGACGACGACGAGGUGCGCUCGACCGCCGCGCUUGCCGCGUCGUCCGGCAUCCUCGGCACGCCCGCCGUGGCCACAACGGCCGCGGACGAGCUGGUCGGCUGGCUGCGGGCGCAGCAGCAGCAGCAGCAGCAGCUCGGCGACCGCCCAGAAUUCAGGGCGCGCGCCGUCUGCAGGAUGGUUGGCCAGCCGCGCUGCGCGCGUGACGGCCCGCUGCUCCCCGGGGCCAUGACCCCCGCCGAGGACCAACUGCGCGGGGCGCUCGACUUUGACGACUCGCUGUUCGCCGCCGAGGACCAGAACCUCUUCAUCGACGAGGUCAGGGAGACGGCCCGGUGGCGAAGGGCCCUGCUGCGUGCUGGUGGCCGCCACGAGGGCGGUGGUGACGGUGAUGACACGCCGCUUGGCUGCCUGCGGGCGUGGGCCGCGGCCGGGCUCAGGUGCCUCAUUGGGCUGGCGGCGGGCAAGGAGGACGACGGCCCGCUCGGGUGGACGUCGGAUCAGCAUGUGUUUGCCGUGUGCGCCCGCAUCGUGCUGUGUGCUGUGGCGAUCGGCGAGAUUGGGGAGGACGCGGGACUGGCGGAGCUCCUGGGCGAGUUCAGGGACGUGGGAGCGAAGACGCGGCUCCACGGCUCGCUGUUGGAGAUGGCGACGUCGCCCUCGCAGGCUGAGGCUUAGAGAGAGAUACAGAUCAUACGUCGAGCCUUGCCCCCUGAAAUUAGUGUUGUUGGUUGUUGCCACUUGUCACCCGACCGACCCCUUUCCCCGGACAGUUGCGACGGUCUUCAGGUUGACAGGGCUGAUGUGAACCCCUGAUAUGUGGGAUAUGUCGGUUUUGCCUACCGAGUUGGACAUGUACAUGCGACUUCCUUCAUCCCUUUAAUACAGGCUUGGAACAGUUUUAGCGGGGCCACCAAUUGGAGGCUGUAGAUGCGCCA